GAGAGAGAGCGCGAGAGAGAGAGUGAGAAAAUACUUGCGUGUCAUGUGUGAAAUUCCGAUUCCUGAUUAGUGUAUCGAGCGAUAAGCAGCAUAUCAAUCGAUAGUCGUGCGUGAGUGAAUAAGAAUAAGAGUAAAAGAGAGAGAGAGAGAGAGAUCUCAAGAGAGAGUGUGCGAGUGCAACGGAGUAUUUAGCAGGAGGCUUCUCCGACGAUCGAACGGACCGGAAUUUCUACAAUUUACGUUUUCUCAAUGUCAAAUCGAGCGUUCGAGCGUUUUCUGAUAUAAAUCAGCCGCCGAUUAAUCGAUUGGCAGCUCCUCUGUGUGUUAUUGAUGACAAAAUGGUAAUCGAAGUGAGGAUUGCGGCAAAGGACACGGGAGCGUAAACAAUCCGAUCGCAACCGCCGGACGACGCUGUGGCCCCCACGCAUGCAGCCAGUGGCGCCGCGGGGGCCCGCUGCACAUUGUGGUGCACAUCGGUGGUGCGGUGGUGCACUGUGGUUUGCCUGCUCUCCACAUUAACGCUUCUCCAGCCAGCAGCAGCAACAGCAGCAGCAGCUUCAGCCCCAGCCCAAGCCCUCGCGGUGCCAAUGCAGCAGAGGCGACACGGCCACGUGCAGCAGCAGCAGCAGCAGCCGAGUGUUGCAUACUUGUGGGCGUCCAGAGUGCAACAACAUCCUCCCCAACAGAGGAAGGAGCUGCAGCAGCAGCAGCAACAGCAGAAGGAAAGCGGCAACAAGUGUGUGACAUGCUCCCAUUCGAUACGGCAUUCGAUAUUGAAUCCGUUUCCGUAUCCAUCAGAACCGAAUGCUGGAAGAAGCGCCGCCGAAAGUUCACUGGUGCAGAGGAAGAAGAGUGUUGUAAAUAGUAGUGUGGCUGAAGUUUUUUACAGUGUAAAUAGUGCAAAUAAUAAUACGCGUAAGUUAAAUUUAAUUCUGGGCAAACUCUUGCCCCAAAAGAAGAAGGAGCAGCAGCAGCAGCAGCAGCAGGAGGAGGCACAUCUUGUUGUUGGCACAAAUUUGCAAAAUAAAUUACCAGCAUCGAGUGCGGAUUGCCACUUAAGUCCCCAUACGCGUACUCGUACUCGUAGUCGUUGUCGUUGUCUUGCCCCUUGUGCCCCUUGUGCCCCCAGUGCCCACUGUGCCACAGUCAUAGUCCAUUCUCCUCCCUUGGCCUGUUCCUGGCAUCAUCAUCAUCAUCUGCAGCAGCAACAGCAGCAGCAUCUGAAUCUGCAUCAUCGUUGUCGUUGUUGUCUCUGUCGUUGUUGUCGUGGUCUUCGCGACGCGUCGCACUCGACUGGCGGUAGUGUCGCCUCCGCGUCUGUAUCCCGCGUAUCGCCCGCGUCGUCUAUGCUCUUGCCAUAUCAAAUUAAUCAACGUGCUACAUUGUUGCAGCAGCAGCAGCAGCAACAGCAACCGAAAGCAGCAUCAUCAACAACAUUGCCAUCACAUGUGCCCGGGCCUGGGGCAGCAACAACUCCUCUGCUGCAGCAUCGUAUUUUUAAACGUGAUACAAUCCAAACAGCGACCACUGCAUCACCUUUGACACCGCAGCAACAGCAACAGCAACAGCAACGGCAACGGCAAAAGCAUCGCCAACAUCUGCAACAUCUACUUGCAACUGCAACCUCCACAACCACCGCUGCCACAUCUCGGCUCGAAUUCAUACUUUACACAGAAGUUUAUGAAGAGGAUUCGAUCGCCAUUGCCCCCAGCAAUUCCGAUUCCGAUUCUGAUUUAAAUUUUAAUUCAAAGUCGAAAAUACCCGCGCAGGAGGAGGAGGAGCAGCAGCAGCAGCAGGCGUUGGACAGCGAAACCUUUUGGCAGAAAUACGGUGAGUAG
Molecule: messenger RNA, 1838 nt
Organism: Drosophila obscura
Lineage: Eukaryota; Metazoa; Arthropoda; Insecta; Diptera; Drosophilidae
Product: ecdysone-induced protein 78C
Exons: 2
Coding region: 588-1838 (416 amino acids)
Source: RefSeq, a predicted model, not a curated record